Molecule: messenger RNA, 2292 nt
Organism: Pieris macdunnoughi
Lineage: Eukaryota; Metazoa; Arthropoda; Insecta; Lepidoptera; Pieridae
Source: the annotation of a GenBank genome assembly
AUGUCAUCUCGAGGCGUCCAAGACGGGGCUCGGUCCCCGCUCAUCAUCACCGACUCGUUUUUUGAUGACGGAGGUAGUGAGAGCCCAACAAGUGCAGUAGGGGCGGAGGCACCCCGGGAGCUUCCAAAUGAAUUGUCGGCGCCCUACGAGGUCCCACAGUUCCCUAUUGAACAGAUUGAGAAGAAGCUGCUAAUACAGCGUCAGCUCAAUGUCAAGGCUGCAGAAUGUGGGCAGUCAGCUCGCUCGUUCGCGGGUAGCGAGGCUGGCGGAGCGGUGUUUGAAGAAGCCGCCCGUCUAAGAGCUGAUGAUGAUGACUUGGACGUCAUACUUCCUCACUUUCAACGAGUGGCCAUCAGCGGAGAAGAUACCUCCGGGGUCCCGCUAGAAGACUUGCAGCAAGCCUCCUCUUAUCUGGUGCAAGCUUUAGACAUCCGCAAGCGAUACAUGGAUAUCUCCAACCAGACCUUCUGCAGCAUCACGGCUCGAUUCCUUAGAUCAAUAGACCCAGAAGCGGAAGCCAACCAUACGCCGAUUGUUAAAGCACCUCAAAGACAUAUAGCUGAUCACAUAGUCCACCCCCCAUUCAAAGACAACAAAGACCCGUGGGAAUGUCCAAUGCCGGAACCUAAAAACUAUAAAAUCAAGUCGGAUGGCGGAGUCUUCAAUCUGUACAGAGACGAGGAGUGCAAAGACAGAGUGCCGUACGAGUACGUCACCCUGACCCAGUAUAUACAGGACAUGAAUGUCAUGUGCACGAUGAUCGCUGAUGGACCAUUGAAAUCUUUCUGCUACCGUCGCCUGAGUUACCUAUCAUCCAAGUUCCAGUUACACGUACUUCUCAAUGAGUUACGUGAACUCGCGUCACAAAAGGCCGUUCCGCACCGGGACUUUUACAAUAUUCGCAAAGUAGACACACACAUACACGCGGCAUCGUGUAUGAAUCAGAAGCACUUACUUCGAUUUAUUAAAAAGACGCUGAAAAAUCAUGCUGACGAGGUGGUGACACUCCACAAAGGCACCCCGAUGACCUUAAAGGCUGUUUUCCAAUCAAUGAAUCUUAGCACAUACGAUCUUACCGUCGACAUGCUCGACGUACACGCAGACCGCAACACGUUUCACCGAUUUGACAAGUUCAACGCCAAAUACAAUCCUAUCGGAGAAAGUAGACUUAGAGAAGUCUUCCUCAAAACUGACAAUUUCAUGAAUGGAAAAUAUUUCGCUAGGAUAAUUAACGAAGUAGCAGCAGACUUAGAAGAGAGUAAAUACCAGAAUGCAGAGCUCCGUCUGUCCAUAUACGGGAAGAGUCCCACAGAAUGGGCCAAGUUGGCCAAAUGGGCGAUACAGUAUGACGUACACUCCAAUAAUGUUCGCUGGCUGAUACAAAUACCACGGUUAUAUGAUAUUUUCAAAUCAAACAAGAUCAUGAACAACUUCCAAGAAUUCUUGAGUAACAUUUUCGAGCCUCUCUUUGAAGUGACCAAAGAUCCCAAUAGCAAUAUUGAGCUUCACAAAUUUCUUACGCACGUAGUCGGAUUCGAUAGCGUGGACGAUGAAUCGAAACCGGAAAAUCCGAUGUUGGACGUGGACGUCCGUGUACCCGCGCAGUGGGACGACGAGGAGAACCCGCCCUACGCCUACUACCUUUACUAUAUGUACGCUAAUAUCACCGUGCUGAAUCACUUUAGGAAGGAACAAGGUCUAAACACAUUUGUGUUACGACCGCACUGUGGUGAAGCCGGUCCAGUACAACAUCUCGUAUGUGGGUUCAUGCUUGCUGAGAACAUCUCGCACGGAUUGCUUUUGAGGAAGGUGCCAGUCCUGCAAUACCUGUACUACUUAGCCCAGAUCUACAUCGCAAUGUCACCUCUGAGUAACAACUCCCUCUUUCUCAAUUACCAUCGCAAUCCGCUUCCGGAGUUCCUGGCACGAGGUCUUUGCAUCACACUCAGUACUGAUGACCCGCUGCAGUUCCACUUCACCAAGGAGCCCCUAAUGGAGGAAUACAGCAUUGCGGCGCAGGUGUGGAAGCUCAGCUCGUGUGACAUGUGUGAGCUCGCACGGAACUCGGUGCUCAUGUCGGGCUUCCCACACGAGAUGAAACAAUACUGGCUCGGUCCCACCUACACGAAGGAGGGUGUGGCCGCAAACGAUAUAACUCGCACUAACGUACCGGAUAUACGUAUCUCCUUCCGAUAUGAGACUAUACUCGACGAACUAACCAAUAUAUUCAAGGCGAGGCAGGCUUUCCACGAGCCCAAUGGAGUUCCAGAACCUUCCACUUCCGCCUCUUGA